This is a messenger RNA of Trichoderma aggressivum f. europaeum, 948 nucleotides long. RefSeq lists its product as uncharacterized. The record is from RefSeq and is a predicted model, not a curated record. The transcript has a single exon. Gene Ontology annotation, cellular component: nucleus. Bases 1 to 948 code for a protein of 315 amino acids. Lineage: Eukaryota; Fungi; Ascomycota; Sordariomycetes; Hypocreales; Hypocreaceae.
AUGACCAGGCAAAUCACGGUUAUUGGCGCCACAGGCAUUCAAGGCGGGUCUGUCAUCAGGGCUCUGGUGAAUGACCGUGCCUACUCACUUACAGCCAUCACUCGCAAUUGUCAAAGCGAAGCAGCCAAGAAACUCUUAUCACAGGGAAUUCGUAUUAUUGAGGCUAACCUCGACGAUGUCGCUUCACUUCAAGCGGCCUUUUCUGGGACGUCGGUUAUUUUCGCUGCCACAAACUUCUUUGAACCUUUCAUGAAGUGCGAUGCCGAACAGGCUAUCGAGAUUGAGGCAAGACACGGAAGUAAUAUUGCUAAAGCCGCAGCUAUGACACCAACACUGGAGCACUUCAUCUGGUCAACUCUUCCCAACACAUACCGAAUCAGUGGAGGCAAAUUCGCAGUCCCCCAUUAUGUGAGCAAGAACAGGGUCGACGACUUUAUCAAGUCCGACCCGGCGCUACUCUCUAAGACGACGUUUCUCUGGGUCUCCGGCUACGCUUCUAAUAUGAACUACCCAUUUUAUCGCCCAUUUCCUGUUGCAACGGCCGGAGAGAACAAGUACAUCCAGCUCCAACCAACUUCGGCAUCCGUGCAAUUCUCACUCGUCGGUGAUGCGGCAGUCAACGUCGGCCUUUUUACGAGAGCAAUCAUCGAGCAAUCCGAAAAGACACUAGGCGGCAAAUUCGUGUAUGGCAUGACUGAUGUUAUGACAGCCGGAGAGAUGCUUGCGACAUGGGCAGAAGUGCACGGCGUCGAAGCAGAAUACGUGCAGGUAGACAAGGAGACAUAUUACAGCCUGUGGCCCAAAUGGGGCAAGGCAAUGGAUAAGAUGCAUGAAUACGUCGAGUGGGCUAAAGAAAAGAGUUUCUCGGGCGAAGACGUUAUCCUGACCAAGGAAGAUCUGGGUAUCACUGGAUUAAAAGACACGCGGGCUGCAUUCGCCGAGAUGUAA